AUGCUUCGACGAGCUUUCGCGACCCCAAAGACCGCUUCCAGAUGUCUCCGAUACUCUCAAAACGCUGCUGGCAGACCUUUGAAGUCUCAUGACGAGCCAGAAGGCGCAAUCCAGCAAACCGAGCAGCAGGAAGCCGACCAUCGCGCUAGCGCAAAGCUCUUCGCCGAUGCAGAGCGCGAGGAAGAAGAGCUCAGGGAGGCAGCGCGCAAGAGCAAGCUCCCGUUUCUCGAGCGUCAGCACGAGAACUGGACUGGCGACGAGCGAAUAGAGGAUGCUGUCCUGCGCAUGCUGGUCGACAAGUACAAGCCCGUCCGCGGGGGAACAGUACGCUCAGCAGACGAGAAGCUUAGGACAGCCCCACCGAAACCGACCUCCACAGGUCCUGAUGCACUCGCGCUCGAAUUCGAGGAAGUCACUCGAUUGGAGACGAGGCUAGCUGACGACACGAGCGCGAAGAUCACCACCAGCUGGAGUUCGACGAUCGCUGGCCAUACUCCCUCCGUCACCGGCUCCUGGGCCGACGAACCCCUCCUACCCGCCAUCGAAGGUCACCGGCCAUGGCAUACAGAGUACCGCGCCCCCUCACACGCCGUCGCCUCUGUCAAGUUCGCGCGCCUGCCCCCUUCCCCUCCACCUCCCAAGGCAAAGCCCGCUGACGAGCGUAUUGCCCGCAAGGAGAAGGAAGUCGCGAAGCGUACGGCUCAUGCGGGACGAUUGCACGGUGCUCGCGAGGCUACACUCGACUACAAGCUUGGUCUUGGAGCGGGACGUCAGAAGGGCGCGCCACCGACGGUGACGCCAGCGACUGGUGCAAGACCGAACCCGGUGAGCGUGAAGGGGUGGACGAGCUUGGUGGAGGAUAGGAUUGAGCGAGCUCGCCAGAAAGGCCUGUUCAACAAUGUCAAGGGCCGCGGGCAGCCCAUCAAGCAGCAGUCCGAGGAAAGCAACCCCUUCAUUGGGAAGGAAGAGUUCCUCAUGAACCGCAUCUUGCAACGGAACGAGGCCUCGCCGCCCUGGGUCGAAGUGCAGGGCGAGCUUGAGAGCGCCGUGCGUGCUUGGCGCCUCAUGCUUCGUCAGGCAUGGACGCGGCGCGCACUCCGAAACCUCACCACCGAGCAUCCUCCUCAAACCCUCCGCUCCAUCACCGCCGAGCAGGUGCGCGCCUUGCGCGACCCUGCAUGGGAGGCGCGCGAGCGGGCGUACCAUGACGUCGCGCUCGGCGAGGUGAACGCGCUGGUGCGCAAGUACAACGGUCUGGCGCCGUAUCCGGUGCGAAGGCCGUACUACAUGCUGCACGUCGAGCUGGAGCGGGUUUAUGAAGGGUGCGUAGACGAUGUCAUGGAGGGACUGGCCGAGAGGUAUGGGAAGGGGAGCGCACUUUCGCGGGAUGCCAGCGAGGGCGAGGACGGGGAGCGUGGUGGAGGCGAGGGAGACGGGUCGGUCAUGGGGCUCGGGGAGCUUCUUCGUAGUUGGGUGCAGCGCCUGACCGCGGGCUGGAUGCGCUCGUGAGGUGAUCAGACGAGGGAAGGAUCACUUCAUAGCGAGGGGAGCUCAUGUAUCAAUUCAUAGAUGCAGGAUCAUGUCAUUCUCGCUUGCCUGCCGUGUUUAGUUUCCCAUUCCACGCAUUGUUGUACGUUUCCGGGCGGGGCACGAGUCCAUUGUUCUCAAUUGUUCACCGUGUUCGGCAGUUUGGGAAUGAGCACGAGGCGGGAGAUUUUGCGGAGGUAAAUUAAGCUUUCCCUCCGUCUCGCUGCCCUCCUCGUCUGUAAAUUGUUUAUCGCUACGUACCACGUCUACAAC
Schizophyllum commune H4-8 is the source of this 1800-nucleotide messenger RNA. RefSeq lists its product as uncharacterized. Bases 1 to 1509 code for a protein of 502 amino acids. The transcript is spliced from 2 exons. Lineage: Eukaryota; Fungi; Basidiomycota; Agaricomycetes; Agaricales; Schizophyllaceae. The record is from RefSeq and is a predicted model, not a curated record.